Molecule: messenger RNA, 1330 nt
Organism: Setaria italica (foxtail millet)
Lineage: Eukaryota; Viridiplantae; Streptophyta; Magnoliopsida; Poales; Poaceae
Product: CRAL-TRIO domain-containing protein YKL091C
Exons: 6
Coding region: 264-1013 (249 amino acids)
Source: RefSeq, a predicted model, not a curated record
GGGCGCCAGGAAAAACGCGCGCAAGAGAACAAAGCCGCGGCUCCAGCCUCCAGCCCUCCCUUCCUCCCUCCCUCCCAGGUGAGCGAGUCGAGUCGUCGGUCGCUCCAGCCCCAUCGUCCUCGUCCACACAAGCUGCUGCUAGCAGCCCGCUUCAUUAGCUUCCCCGUCCGCCCUCGAGUACUCGUAUGCGGCGGCGCCACGCCACUGGCUCUCGCUGCUGCUAGAUCGAGGAGGAGGGAGGAGGGAGGAGGGAGGAGAUCGACAUGGCGAGCGCGGGAGGUGGGGCUGCGGGGGAAGGGGAGUGGCUCAAGGUCGCCGAGCUCAGGGCCGUGGUCCAGGCGCAGGACCCCCGCGCCAAGGAGGUGGACAACCUGACGCUGCGGAGGUUCCUGCGCGCGCGCGACCACAGCGUGGACAAGGCCGCCGCCAUGUUCAUCAAGUUCCUCAAGUGGCGUAGGGAGGCGGUGCCCGACGGCUUCGUGCCGGAGGAGCGGGUGCGGAGGGAGCUCGCGCAGGAUAAGGCCUGGAUGGGCGGCGUCGACAGGGCCGGCCGCCCCAUCCUCGUCGGCUUCCUGGCAAGGCACUACUCCGCCGAACGCGACAUGGCAGAGUACAAGAGUUUUGUUGUCUACUUCUUCGACAAGAUCUGUGCCAGGAUCCCCAGAGGUCAGGAGAAGUUCCUGGCCAUCAUCGAUCUUAAGGGCUGGGGGUACGCGAACUGCGACGUCAGGGCGUACAUUGCUUCCAUAGAGAUUAUGCAGAACUACUACCCGGAGCGGCUCGGCAAGGCGCUGAUGAUCAAUGUGCCCUACAUCUUCAUGAAGGUGUGGAAGACGAUGAUCUACCCGUUCAUCGACACCAACACCAGGGACAAGUUCGUUUUCGUGGAGGACAAGGACCAGCACGAGACGCUGCGCAAGGAGAUCGACGAGAGCCAGCUCCCGGAGUUCCUUGGCGGGAAGAUGCCUCUGGUCUCCCUCAAGGACUAUGUCCAGCAGCCUGAAUCCGUUUAGGCGCACACGUCGGUAAUAAUCUCCAUUAGCGGUUUGGUGCGCAAAGGAUGAACCUCUCUCUGGGUACAGAAGGGAGGAAGAUGGCCUCUAACUACUAGCCCUGCAACUGCAAUGCAACAAUGGCGUACCUGUAAAGUGCGGCUCUGACUGCUAGCGUUGUGUACAGCUGCUCCAAUCAGCGUUGACCGAGGUCAGUGAUCAGCAUAACUGCAGCUGACAUUGUCUGUACCCUAUGGCUGGGCGCCUGGGCUAUAAGAAAAUGAAAUGAAACUAUCAGGGGUGUUUGGGAGGAGGGGACUAAAUUUUAGCUCCCGUCA